AGAAAAAAAAGAGGAGGAGCGAAAUCUCUUUCUUCCACUCUCUCCCCAUCGCUUCUUCUUUCGCGCUUCCCUUUUCCCUCCCCUCCCCUCUCUCUGUCUGUUCGCUCUGAUUCAGGGCAUCGCUUUGUAGCAUUUCUUCGUCGAGACUUGCGUUCUGCCUGUUGCAGGUACUUGCCUUUGAGGAAUAUAGAGAUAGAGACAAUUCUGCAUUUGUUUUUGUUGUAGAUAGGAUCAAAAGUUAGUAAAAAAUGUCGGAGGAGGAGAAACUGCUUAAGGAGGCGAAGAAACUACCGUGGGAGGAUCGGCUGUCGCACAAGAAUUGGAAGGUCAGGAGCGAGGCCAACAUUGAUCUAGCAGCCGUAUGCGACUCCAUUACGGAUCCUAAGGAUUCUCGUCUCCGCGAAUUUGGUCCGUUAUUUAGGAAGACCGUCGCGGAUUCUAAUGCACCAGUGCAAGAGAAGGCACUGGAUGCAUUAAUUGCUUACUUACGAGCUGCUGACGCAGAUGCGGGGAGGUUUGCCAAAGAAACUUGUGACGCAAUUGUUGCAAAAUGCUUAACUGGUAGACCUAAGACCGUGGAGAAAGCCCAAGCAGUGUUUAUGCUCUGGGUAGAACUAGAAGCCGUGGAUGUUUUCCUGGAUGCAAUGGAAAAAGCUAUAAAGAAUAAAGUUGCAAAAGCAGUUGUCCCUGCAAUUGAUGUCAUGUUUCAAGCUUUGAGUGACUUUGGAGCAAAAGUAGUUCCUCCAAAACGAAUUUUAAAGAUGCUUCCAGAACUCUUUGACCAUCAAGAUCAGAAUGUUCGCGCAUCUUCUAAGGGAUUGACACUUGAGCUUUGUCGUUGGAUUGGGAAAGACCCAGUAAAGUCUAUAUUGUUUGAAAAAAUGAGGGAUACAAUGAAAAAAGAGUUGGAGGCUGAGCUUGUCAAUGUUACGGGGUCUGUUAGGCCUUCUCGGAAAAUAAGGUCCGAGCAAGACAAAGAGCCAGAAAAGGAAGAUGCUUCUGAGGCUGUUGGUACAGGACCUUCUGAAGAAUCUGUAGCUGAUGUUCCUCAGGAAAUGGAUGAAUAUGAUCUUGUUGAUCCAGUAGACAUAUUGACUCCAUUGGAAAAGUCAGGAUUUUGGGAUGGAGUGAAAGCUACAAAAUGGUCAGAAAGAAAAGAGGCUGUUGCUGAACUAACCAAACUUGCUUCAACGAAAAAGAUAGCACCUGGUGACUUUUCAGAAGUUUGUAGAACUUUAAAGAAGCUGAUUACAGAUGUGAAUAUUGCUGUUGCUGUCGAAUCCAUUCAAGCUAUUGGCAAUCUUUGCAGGGGUCUCAGAGCCAACUUUUCUGGGAGUUCACGAUUCCUAUUGCCAGUUUUACUUGAAAAACUGAAAGAAAAAAAACCUGCUCUGACGGAGUCAUUAACUCAAACUCUCCAAGCGAUGCAUAAGUCUGGAUGCCUUAGUCUUUCUGACGUCAUUGAAGAUGUCAAGACAGCAAGCAAAAACAAAGUUCCUCUUGUCCGCUCAUUGACUUUAAGCUGGGUUACUUUCUGUCUUGAAACUAGUAACAAAGCUGUUGUCCUGAAGGUGCAUAAGGAAUAUGUCCCUAUAUUUAUGGAGAGCCUUAAUGAUGGGACCCCUGAUGUGAGGGAUACGGCCUUUUUGGCAUUGGCAGCAGUAGCAAAGUCGGUAGGCAUGAGACCUUUGGAGAGGUCCGUGGAGAAACUGGAUGAUGUGAGAAGGAAAAGACUAUCUGAGAUGAUUAUGGGCUCUGAAAGCAGUGUACCUUCUAAUGGCUCAGCAAACCAAGCUCCUGGUGCAAGUGUUUCAUCAGUUUCGGAUUCAGGCGGUUUAUUUGUCAAAAAAUCUGCAGCAAGCAUGCUUAGUGGAAAGAGGCCUGCACAGGCAGCUCCUUCUAGUAAAAAAGGAAACUCGGCGAAAUCAGGCACCAAUAAGAAAGCAGAUGGUAGUGUACCUAGUGGAGCUCCACCAAAAUCUUCCAAGCCCAUUGAAGUUCCAGAAGAUGUUGAGCCGGCUGAGAUGAGUCUCGAGGAGGUGGAGAGCAAAUUAGGUUCUCUUGUUGAAGCAGAUACAGUUUCUCAAUUGAAGAGCACUGUGUGGAAAGAACGACUUGAAGCAAUAUCUUCAUUGAAGCAACAAGUGGAAGGUUUGGAAGAUCUUAACCCAUCAGUUGAGAUACUUGUUCGUUUACUUUGCAUUAUCCCUGGUUGGAGUGAGAAAAAUGUUCAGGUCCAGCAACAGGUUAUCGAAGUCAUUACUUAUAUAGCCUCCACUGCCAAAAAAUUUCCAAAAAAGUGUAUUGUACUUUGCCUUUCAGGUAUAAGUGAACGUGUAGCAGAUAUUAAAACUCGUGCUCAAGCGAUGAAGUGCCUUACCACUUUUUCAGAAGCAGUUGGUCCAGGAUUUAUUUUUGAAAGACUCUUUAAAAUCAUGAAAGAGCACAAAAAUCCGAAGGUCCUUAGUGAGGGACUGUUGUGGAUGGUUUCUGCUGUGGAAGACUUUGGUAUAUCUCUAUUAAAACUCAAGGAUUUAAUUGAUUUCUGUAAAGAAACUGGUCUUCAGUCUAGUGCCGCUGCUACAAGGAAUGUUACUAUUAAGCUUUUGGGUUGCGUGCAUAAAUUUGUUGGACCAGAUCUUAAAGGUUUUCUUUCGGAUGUGAAACCUGCACUGCUUACUGCAAUUGACACUGAAUUUGAAAAAAAUCCAUUCGAGGGUGCUGCUGCUGCUACAAAAAGAACAGUUAGGGCAGAAGAACUAACAUCAUCAUCUGUUAGUGGGAUGGAUGGCCUGCCACGCGAAGAUAUCAGUGGGAAGAUUACACCUACACUGCUGAAGAAUUUUGAAAGUCCUGACUGGAAGGUCCGCUUGGAGUCUAUUGAAGCUGUGAAUAAAAUGUUGGAAGAAGCUAAUAAACGCAUUCAACCUACUGGAACAUCUGACUUACUUGGAGCUUUAAGAGGGCGCUUGUAUGAUAGCAAUAAAAAUUUGGUCAUGGCAACUUUGGCAACCAUCGGUAAUGUUGCAUCUGCUAUGGGGCCAUCUGUUGAAAAGUCAGGCAAGGGAGUGCUGUCAGAUGUCUUGAAAUGUCUUGGUGACAACAAGAAGCAUAUGAGGGAAGCCACUUUGACUACUUUAGAUGCCUGGCUAGCUGCUGUCCAUUUUGAUAAAAUGAUUCCUUACAUGACAUUAGCUCUAGUGGAUAAUAAGGUCAGUGCAGAAGGGCGGAAGGACCUCUUGGAAUGGCUGUCGAGGAAGCUUUCUGGAAUCAAUGAUUCUUCUGAUUCCAUACAAUUGCUUAAACCAGCUUGCUCUGCUUUGACGGACAAAUCCUCUGAUGUUCGAAAAGCAGCAGAGGCAUGCAUUACUGAAAUUUUAAAAGCUGGGCGACAGGAAGCAGUUGAAAAAGUUCUUAAAGAUAUUAGUGGGCCAGCUUUGCCCCUUGUUCUUGAACGAUUAAAACCCUAUGGUGCAUUUCAAGAAUCCUUCGAGUCAGCUAAACAAAUUACCUCAAGCUUGACAUCCAAAACUGCUGUAAAGGUUGGAAAGGCCACUUCAAAUGGUGUUGCUAAGCAUGGAAAUAAAGCUAUAUCAUCUAGAGGCGCCAUUUCAAAGGGAAAUAGGACCGAAUCCUUAAUAUCUGCGCAUGACUUGGCAGUUCAAUCACAGGCUUUGUUAAAUGUCAAAGACUCAAAUAAGGAGGAAAGAGAGAGAAUAAUAGUUCGCAAGUUUAAGUUUGAAGAACCACGCAUAGAGCAGAUUCAAGACCUUGAGAAUGAUAUGAUGAAGUAUUUCAGGGAGGAUUUGCAGAGAAGGCUGUUAAGCACUGAUUUUAAGAAGCAAGUUGAUGGUCUAGAGAUGCUGCAAAAGGCACUUGCGUCAAUUGGAAAGGAUAUUAUUGAGGUUUUAGAUAUUCUAUUGAGAUGGUUUGCUCUGCAAUUUUGUAAAUCAAAUACAACAUGUCUAUUAAAGGUGUUAGAGUUUCUUCCUGAACUUUUCGAGACCUUGAAGGAGGAAGGUUACUGUAUAAAUGAGUCUGAAGCGGCUAUCUUCCUUCCAUUCUUGAUAGAGAAGUUGGGUCACAAUAUUGAGAAAGUGAAGGAAAAGAUGCGGGAGCUGACAAAACAAAUCAUACAGACCUACUCUGCAACAAAAAUGUUUCCUUACAUACUAGAGGGUUUACGUUCUAAAAACAAUCGCACUCGGAUUGAAUGUGCUGACCUUGUUGGAUUCUUAAUUGAUAAUUAUGGAUCUGAGAUUAGUGGGCAGUUGAGAUCGCUGCAACUUGUUGCAAGCUUAACAGCAGAACGUGAUGGUGAAAUUAGGAAAGCUGCUCUAAAUACACUCGCUACUGGAUACAAGAUUCUUGGUGAGGAGGUAUGGAGAUAUGUGGGAAAACUGACAGAUGCUCAGAAAAGCAUGUUGGACGAUAGAUUUAAGUGGAAGAUAAGAGAAAUGGAGAAAAAGAAGGAAGGGAAGCCUGGUGAAGCUAGAGCUGCUAUGAGACGGCCUCUUAGAGAAUAUGAAUCUGAUGUAGCUGAGCAAAGUGGGGAAGUUUCUCGAUCCAUGUCUGGAACAAUUUCAACAAGCUCCAGGAAAAAUUAUGGUUCUGAGCUUCAUAUGGAGAGGCAAUCGGUGCCUCAACCACUUACAACGGCUAGUGGUCCCACAGACUGGAAUGAAGCAAUGGACAUUAUUUCUUUUGGCUCACCUGAACAGUCUGUGGAAGGAAUGAAAGUUGUAUGUCAUGAGUUGGCUCAAGCCUCCAGUGAUCCAGAAGGCAGUUCAAUGGACGAGCUAGCAAAGGAUGCUGAUAGGCUUGUUUUAUGCUUGGCAACAAAAGUUGCCAAGACUUUUGACUACAGUUUGACUGGAGCUUCUUCAAGGUCCUGUAAAUAUGUACUCAAUACCCUUAUGCAGACUUUUCAAAACAAAAGACUUGCUUAUGCUGUCAAGGAGAAUACUCUGGACAAUCUUAUUACUGAACUUCUUUUGUGGCUUUUGGACGAACGAGUCCCGCAUAUGGAUGAUGGCAGCCAACUUUUGAAAGCUCUAAAUGUUUUGAUGCUUAAGAUUCUGGACAAUGCAGAUCGUACUUCUUCAUUUGUGGUACUAAUUAAUCUGUUACGUCCAUUGGAACCCUCAAGAUGGCCUUCAACCGGGUCCAAAGAGUCAUUUACUUCCAGAAAUCAGAAGUUCUCUGAUUUGGUUGUAAAAUGUCUUAUUAAACUUACAAAGGUCCUUCAAAGCACUAUAUAUGAUGUUGAUCUUGAUCGCAUCCUGCAAAGCAUCCAUUUAUAUUUACAAAAUCUGGGGAUGGAAGAAAUUAGGAGAAGAGCUGGAGCUGAUGAUAAACCCCUUCGAAUGGUUAAAACUGUUCUACAUGAACUUGUAAAGCUUCGUGGGGCUGCAAUAAAGGGUCAUCUCUCUAUGGUUCCUAUUGAUAUGAAACCUCAGCCAAUUAUUCUUGCCUAUAUUGAUCUUAAUCUUGAGACUUUAGCCGCAGCCAGAAUGUUGACCUCAACUGGGCCUGUUGGCCAGACUCAUUGGGGUGACUCAACAGCAAAUAAUUCAUCUUCUGGCACACAGUCUGCUGAUGCACAAUUGAAGCAAGAACUUGCUGCUAUAUUCAAGAAAAUUGGGGACAAGCAGACAUGCACCAUUGGAUUAUAUGAGCUAUAUAGAAUAACUCAACUUUACCCAAAGGUUGAUAUAUUUUCUCAGCUUCAAAAUGCAAGCGAGGCAUUUCGCACAUACAUUAGAGAUGGUUUGGCCCAGAUGGAGAGGAAUGCAGCAGCUGGAAGAACGCCUUCAAGUUUGCCAUUGUCAACCCCUCCUCCAGCUUCCUUGACUUCUUCGCCCGACUUUGCACCCAUGUCUCCUGUACAUACCAAUCCUUUAACUGAAGCAAAAUCGCUGAAUGUGAAACCUGAACCGGCUAACUUUACUUUGCCACCAUCAUAUACUGAAGACAAUCGGAUAAUUACAUCAAGAGGUCCCACGCCUGAUUACUCACUUGGAGACCAAAGGAAUGACAAAUACAUAAGUGGAGUAACGAGUGGGACACUUGAUGCAAUAAGAGAGAGGAUGAAAAGCAUGCAAUUAGCUGCGGCUGCUGGAAACCAUGAAUCGGAAAUCAAGCCGUUAAUGUCUGUAAACGACAAUUUGCACCAAGGAAUGAUUGCUCAAAUGCCUCAAGUGUCCGAGGACGUCGGUGUCGAAAAUUCUGCUAAAAGUGGGGUCCUUCCCAUGGACGAGAAGGCACUAUCUGGACUUCAAGCCAGGAUGGAAAGACUUAAAAGUGGGUCUAUUGAACCUCUGUGAAACAGACAUAAGAUUUGAGAGCUACCAAGAUAUCGAAGUCUGAAUACAAGCCAUUAUCGUGUACGAUAGAAGAGCAAAAAAGAAAAAUGUGGAUGCCGGUAAUAGAGAUUAGUGCAUCUUUUUAUUGGUUGCUGGUGCUUAUUUUUUAAGAGAGCAAGUUUAUUGAUAUUUCAGGAAGGCGGGUGGUUAAAAGUCGCCAGCAUUUGUAUUUGUGUUUUAAAGAAUUGCUAUUAAACCAAUGGCAGUCACUUCCAUUGCAUAUAUAUUUGGAAUCACUUACAAUAUUAUUAUUCUUUUGUGCCCUUCAAAUUACCCCACCGUAAGGGUAAGCGGUAUUCCUCACAGCGCUUUGAACGGUAAAUGAAAAUAUUUACUUCCAGCGUC
Molecule: messenger RNA, 6710 nt
Organism: Cucurbita pepo subsp. pepo (vegetable marrow)
Lineage: Eukaryota; Viridiplantae; Streptophyta; Magnoliopsida; Cucurbitales; Cucurbitaceae
Source: RefSeq, a predicted model, not a curated record